Messenger RNA from Solanum tuberosum (potato), 441 nucleotides. RefSeq lists its product as uncharacterized. The record is from RefSeq and is a predicted model, not a curated record. The transcript has a single exon. The coding region runs from base 1 to 441 and encodes 146 amino acids. Lineage: Eukaryota; Viridiplantae; Streptophyta; Magnoliopsida; Solanales; Solanaceae.
AUGAAUUCACAUCACUUUGAAUCCUUCAGUGUUCGUUUUACUGGAAAAAAUUAUUCUUCUUGGGAGUUUCAGUUUCAAUUGUUUGUCACCGGCAAAGAACUAUGGGGCCAUAUAGAUGGAAGCGAUCCUACUCCUACUGAUGCAACAAAGCUAGGUGAAUGGAAGAUUAAAGAUGCUCGAGUGAUGACAUGGAUUCUAGGGUCAAUUGACCCUCUUAUUGUUCUUAAUCUCAGGCCAUACAAGACAACUAAGGCCAUGUGGGAUUACUUACAAAAGGUUUACAACCAAGCUAAUAGCGCAAGACGCUUUCAGUUAGAGUAUGAAAUUGCUAAUUACUCUCAAGGAGGUCUUUCUGUUCAGGAUUAUUUUUCUGAAUUUCAGAAUUUAUGGGCUGAAUUUAUAGAUAUUGUCUAUUCCAAAAUACCCACUGAAUCUCUAUAA